AUGCCCGAAGACAAGUCCAUCGCUGUGCGAUCUCUUGUAGCCUUUUCCCAGGGCGAAAUCCGGGAACCAAUGUUUGACCUAGCCUACGACAUGUUGGAUCCUCUCGGACCUCGCAUCUCUAGUCUCAAUGACUUGGAGGCCUUUCUCGAUCAUAUCAUCAACAAUCCCGAAACCAAGGAUUCUUGCCCACGUCCUGAAUUCGACCCCAUGGCAGAAGAAUACGCGAGAAAACUCCAGGGCGUACAACAGCUUGUAGAUGAGCGCCUUUUUGCCGGAGAGCCCUUGACGAAACUCGCCAAGUUUGACAAGCGUGUCUCCUGGAUCACCCGGGACGUUGAAAUGAGCAUCUCACGUAUCGAAGAGUUUAUUGAGUCGGCUUUAGGGAAGCGUCCCGACGAGAUUCCUUCGGAAACAUCCGGGGCAAAGGGACCAAUGUAUCUGAACCUUGCCGGUCUCUAUGGUUCUUCAGCACUGCCGUCGCUGGCGGCUUCGUUUGACAGCAAGUCCGAAGACGAGGUCUCGCAGCAGGCAAAAGGCGUUCUAAAGACCCUUGAACGUCUAUUUGACCGAGCCAAGGCCAUGUCGUUAGUACUCAUCUCCUACGGCAAGGACAGAUUCUGGGAGACUGACGGGCUCAGUCACCUCCUUGAUUGCGCGGAGCAUAUGGCACUCUUGCAGGGAUAUGUGCACAAGUCUCAGCGUGACGGUCUAGCCAUCACCAAGUUCAUGGUUGGCAAGUUUGACCGAUCCGCUGCUAGACUCGAUUGCUGUAUAAAGGCCUUUAUCAUGGCUUACGACACCCUUCCCACCGGGGUUACUCCAGCUGAACUCGACAUAUUGUCACUGCGAGCUUCAUGCAAAGGCAAGAACCUGGACGGGAUUUACACCCAGUAUAAGAGAGACGAUAGGGUUGCGAGUUCGUUUUUCCGAGAAUACUGUAGAGUGUGGCCUCUUGCCGAAGAUCACGAUCCGAACGCGGCCUGGGAGUUGGGAGUCUGUGCUGACGCUCUGGCUAUCCGAAACCGCCUGAUCAUGAGCCAAACCCUACGGAAGAGAACUAGGAGAGAUUUGUGUUCUUGGGACUGUGGCCGUUCCAAGGCCUUAGGUGUUGACUUCAUCAAGCACGCACUCGCGAUUCUUCACGUCCUACUCAGGGUUGACAUCAAUACCCUCAAGAAACUCAUUUCGGAUCUCAAAGCGUUAUGCCCCAACCAAGCUCCGGCUCGUGGGUGA
Molecule: messenger RNA, 1233 nt
Organism: Fusarium falciforme
Lineage: Eukaryota; Fungi; Ascomycota; Sordariomycetes; Hypocreales; Nectriaceae
Exons: 1
Coding region: 1-1233 (410 amino acids)
Source: RefSeq, a predicted model, not a curated record